GCCUUUGAACGACAUGCCAAAGUCCUAAAAGCUAUACAGUAUCCAAAUUCACAUGACGGUGUGAUAUUCAUUUCUAUAUCUUGCUUCAUAUCGAGUCCAUUCUCAAGUCAGCUUGCUUAUUCAACGGCUCGGAGAUCAAGAUGGCAAACCCUGACAAGCCUCCCUCGUCUGAGCAGCAGGUCCGACUCAUGAUAUGGACUGUUCCUCGCUCCAUCUCAACUGUCCUGGCCAAAUGUCUGAGCUUCGUUGACAACUCGAAGGUUUUCUUCGAAAACUAUGUCACUGCCUAUGUUCUUGACCCCAUGAGACAGCUUGAAAAGUACCAAAAUGCUGAACUCGAAGAGGCGAUGGUUGCUGUGAUGAAAGAGAUUUCUGAAGUUGCAGGGUUAUCAGCUGGGUUUGAUGCAUCUCAAUGCAAUGCCCAGUGGGUCAAGGAGCAACUUGAGAAAGCCCACGUCGGAAAGAAGUUCAUCUUCUGUAAAGACAUGGCCUUCACUGUGACAGACCAGAUGGAGUUCCUCCCGAAAGGUUACCGUCAUUUGUUCCUGAUCCGUCAUCCUCUCAAGGUCUUCUCGUCUUGGAAGAAGCUGUUCCAGGGAGUGGCAAAGAUGUCUCCAGAUGAAUUCAGCCUUACAGACUUUCCUGCAAGGAUUUUCCCGAAAGGUUAUGGCUUCCGAGAGAUGCAUGAGUUGUUCGAGUACGUGAAGAAGCAGCUUGGUCAAGAGGCGAUCAUCAUCGACGCGGAUGAACUUCUCCAAGAUCCCAAGGGUAUCCUGUCAGCACUCUUCAAUCUCAUCGGGCUGCCCUUCGAGGAGAAGAUACUAACUUGGGAAUCAGGGAGUGCCGUCACUGAGCUCUGGACCAUCCCACGGCUGUUAUUACAAGGGAACCAUCUCGGGGGUUACUACCAGAAUGCGCUGGAUAGUACGUGCUUCCUGAAACCUGGGGCUUUACCCGAUCGCUCAUCUGUUUCUCCCGACAUCCUCCGUUUGGUAGACGCCUCCAUGCCGUACUACGAGACAAUGCACGCCCAGCGCCUAUCAGCAUAGGACCUUUUCCGAUGUGUGACCUCGAAUUUAUUUGGACUCUCAUUGGAUGAAUUUUGUAUCUGGUCAGUGACCUAGGGUCAGGACUUAGAACGCGACCCGUGCAAAAGAAACAUCUAGGUUGGGUCCCAUUCUUUCAUAUUAUUCAUUUUAGUAUCAAUCUAAACAUUCCCGUUCACAAAUAUUGAGUUUACGUACUUGCUACAAAGUUCCAGAGAAAGUCUAUUUUGGACCGUGAUUUUCCAAUUUUAUUUUGUUGCGUACAAAUGAACCCCUUUUAAAUGCGCCCAAAAAUAAGAAACUAAUUUUCUAACAAACUUGUAGUUGGGUACGCGAGUGGAGAUUACAACGAUUUACCUGAAUUUAUCAACUUUAACGCAAUUCGUAAAUGUUAACGUUGGAUUUUCAGGGAUUUGUUCAAGUGGGUGCGCCACGUUUGGGAAAACUCGGUCGAAUUUGUGCCCAAUUUCCAGAUGCCAUCGUUUUUGAAUUUCAGACUAAAUGUCAUGACACUGAAGACUAAAUUUCAUGACGCUGAAAUUGUUCACAAAGGUUCAACAGCAAGCAUUAUUAAGGUAAUUGUACCAAUAUUUAAUUGAAUGAAUUUUCCAACAAAGAGGUUUUUUGCAUGGGGAAAGUCGAGGGAAACGUCGAAGUGCGCCACGUUAGGGGACUCCACUACAGUGCGAAAGAUGUCAGAAAAUUAUACAACUCCACUUUAGGAGUUGAGCAGGUGUGUUGAAACAAUUCAAAAGUAUUGAUAAUCACACAAUUUUUGUAUAAGCUUUUUUAUCCGCCAAUGUCAUUUAGGACACGUUCGUCAAUUGUAAAGACACGGCUCGACAUGGUACAGGGCCUGUUGUUCCAAAUCGAAACAUUGAAUUUUGCAACAGUCACUGAUGAUGGUGAAGCAGUUUUUUUCUCCUUGAUUGAGGUCAAUAGCUUGAACUUUGUUAUCGUACCACCCGUGAUUAAAUAUUUGGUCACGUUCUGAGCUUUGAUUCGUUUCAGUACAAAUAUAGGUUGUCUAAG
This is a messenger RNA of Patiria miniata (bat star), 2078 nucleotides long. Its product is annotated as branched-chain-amino-acid aminotransferase-like protein 2. The transcript has 2 exons. Bases 141 to 1049 code for a protein of 302 amino acids. Lineage: Eukaryota; Metazoa; Echinodermata; Asteroidea; Valvatida; Asterinidae. The record is from RefSeq and is a predicted model, not a curated record.